Strongyloides ratti is the source of this 495-nucleotide messenger RNA. RefSeq names its product NADH dehydrogenase [ubiquinone] 1 beta subcomplex subunit 9. Gene Ontology annotation, biological process: mitochondrial electron transport, NADH to ubiquinone. The transcript is spliced from 3 exons. Bases 1 to 495 code for a protein of 164 amino acids. NCBI's taxonomy places the organism in Eukaryota, Metazoa, Nematoda, Chromadorea, Rhabditida, Strongyloididae. The record is from RefSeq and is a predicted model, not a curated record.
AUGGAUUCUCCAGCAUGGAUGUUUACUAAAGCUCUCAGUCACCGUCAAAAAGUGAUGCGCCUUUACAAAAGGGCUAUUCGUGAAAUUGAUUCUUGGUAUGGUGGUGACAUUCUUGAGGUACGUUAUCAAAAAGUAUUGAUGAGAGCUCGUUUUGAUGCAAAUAAAGAUGUACCUGAUCCAAGAAAGGCUCAAUUAUUGUUAGCUGAUGGUUGCCGACAACUAUGGGAAAUGAGAAAUCCUAAACCUUUUAGAUUUGCUUCUGAUCCUGGUGGUUCAAGUUUUGAUCGUGAACGUCAAUCUUCAGAUAUAUUACUUGAUACACAACAAUGGACAUUUGCUGAAAGAGAACAAUUUCCAUAUUAUUUCAAUAAACGUGAACAAAGGAAAAAAGAAUUACUUGAAUUUUGGGAUAAAAUUGACAAAAGCUGGGAUAACCAAAUUGCAGCUAUUCAAACUGAGUUACCUAAAGAAAAAGUUACAUCAACAACUCAAUAA